This is a messenger RNA of Fundulus heteroclitus (mummichog), 3824 nucleotides long. It is a transcript of the gene slc38a9, whose product is annotated as solute carrier family 38 member 9. The transcript has 15 exons. Lineage: Eukaryota; Metazoa; Chordata; Actinopteri; Cyprinodontiformes; Fundulidae. Bases 175 to 1851 code for a protein of 558 amino acids. Gene Ontology annotation, biological process: amino acid transmembrane transport. The record is from RefSeq and is a predicted model, not a curated record. Gene Ontology annotation, molecular function: amino acid transmembrane transporter activity.
CAGAACUCGGCAGCUGGCUCUGUGGUGAUGAACGGGGGGUUUGGUGCUUAGACAUAACGUGGGAACAUCUGCGUCCACGGACAGCUGGAGGCAUUGCGCGCGCCAGGGUUACGAUAACGUCACCUCACGGAAAAGUGAUGAGAGCUGAAGGCUAUAGCUGAUUCUUUGGGGAUAAUGGAGGAUGACUGCAGGCCUCUGCUGGGUUAUGAGCCCACUGGUGAGAGUUACUCCCACAGAGGAUCCACUGGCUCACUGGACAUCAGAACUAAAAGGCCUUUCCAUGUGGAGCCCAGGAACAUUGUAAGAGAUGACCCGCAGGAGAGGAUCUCUGCUGAAGCUGCCAUCCUUAACAGCAGAGUCCAUUACUACAGCAGACUGACAGGCUCCUCUGACACAGUGCUGAGUCCUCCUAACCACGUGAUCCCCACAGCAGAGGAGAUCUACAUCUACAGUCCACUGGGGACAGCGUUCAAGGUUCCAGACUGUGACCCUGCUUCUAAGAAUCCCAGCAUCGUCACCAUCUUUGCCAUAUGGAACACUAUGAUGGGUACAUCCAUACUCAGUAUACCAUGGGGAAUUAAGCAAGCGGGGUUCACUCUGGGGAUCAUCAUCCUCAUUUUCACUGGCCUGCUAAUGCUCUACUGUUGUUACAUUGUCAUCAAAUCACCAAAGGCAAUAAAGGGUGUGGACACUUCCAACUGGGAAUUCCCUGAUGUUUGUAGGUUCUACUUUGGAAAGUCUGGGCAGUGGUCAAGCUUGGUCUUCUCCAUGGUGUCCCUUAUUGGAGCCAUGGUGGUCUACUGGGUCCUCAUGUCCAACUUCCUCUACAACACUGGCCAGUUCAUCUACAGCCACGCCCACAAUGUCAGCACGUCUGAUUCAGAAUAUGGAACCAAUGGCUCUGUUAGAGUCAUCUGCCCAUACCCCAAAACUAACCCUGGAAGAAAUGACACCAUGAGCACGCUGUGCCUAGGCACCAUGGGGAAUGAUACGUCAGAGAACAGCUUUGAACACUACUGGAGUAAAAACCGCACCAUCCCCCUCUACCUCAUCAUCCUGCUGCUGCCACUGCUCUGCUUUCGGUCGGCCUCUUUCUUUGCAAGGUUUACUUUCUUUGGCACCAUAUCAGUCAUUUACCUGAUUGUGCUGGUCACCAUCAAAGCUGCCCGCCUUGGCUUCCACCUAGAGUUCCACUGGUUCGAGCCAUCCCAGUUCUAUGUUCCAGAUUUCAGACUUCUUUUUCCACAGCUGACUGGUGUCCUCACACUGGCCUUCUUCAUUCACAACUGCAUCAUCACCCUAAUGAAGAGUAACAAAAACCAGGAACAUAAUGUAAGGGACCUGUCCCUGGCUUAUCUUCUUGUUGGAGGGACAUACAUGUAUGUGGGGGUGUUAAUCUUUGCUGCCUUUCCCUCACCUCCUCUCUCCAAAGACUGCAUUGAACCAAACUUCUUAGAUAACUUCUCCAGCAGUGAUGUGAUGGUGUUUGUGGCUCGUGUCUGCUUGCUGUUCCAAAUGGUUACUGUCUACCCUCUAUUGGGCUACUUGGUACGAGUCCAAAUUAUGGGUCAGUUGUUUGGAAAUCAUUAUCCCAGUUUCAUUCACAUUCUUGUGCUGAAUAUUUUUAUUGUUGGGACUGGAGUUUUGAUGGCCAUGUUUUAUCCCAACAUUGGAUCUAUUAUACGAUUUUCCGGAGCAAUCUGUGGACUGGCUUUAGUGUUUUUUCUUCCUGCUUUAGUCCACAUGGUCUCUCUGAAGCAGCAGGGGAACCUCACCUGGCAGUCAGCUGUUUUCCACACUUUCCUCAUUGUACUGGGUAUUGCAAACCUGCUUGCUCAGUUCUUUAUGUAGGAAACAACCAGCCAACAUUUCCUGGAUGAGAAGAUCUAAUUAGAGGGUCCAGCUAGUGCCAUUUAAAAGUGUUGUGGUGUGAACACACAGCAGGCUCCAAGCUUUUACUAUCUGCAUAUUUAUUUCAAGACAUCCUUCAUAUUAAAUAUAAUUUAUAAUCAUGACUUGUUUGAACAUACAGUGAGUUAAAAAAUUAUUAAAAACAUAAACAUUUUUCUCAGGUUAAAUAUUUUCAACAUAAAGUUGACACUUGAUGUCAGCAACAAUCCAAGUAAUCCACUGAUACAAAUAAAUCUAAGCAAAUUAGUCCAUAAACUGAGUUAUAUGUAAUGAAACGGAAUGCUACAGAGAAGAAGUGUUUAACAAAUGAUGAAAAGGAUGUGCAAAGAGCCGUACAAAAGAAAGAAACCAGCUAAAAUCUGACUAUUUAGAAAGCAUUCCUGCUGCAAUGUCCAGAUUGAUACCAGCUUUGUUUAACAUUAACUAAUGGCCUAUAAAAUGGGCUUCUCAUUACCAAAGUAUUACCACAGAGUGGUAGGAUUGGUCAACGGAAAGAGACCAUCACAUAAAAUUAAUACUCAAGUCAAUAGUUGCAUUUCUAAACUUCUAGAUUUUCUGUUGGAACCAUAAUCUGGAAGUUGAAGGAACAUAAUUUCACCAUAAACCAGCCAGGUCCUCUCUUGCUGGAUUUCAGUCAAAAGAAUAACUAGAACAGUUGUGCAAGACAAACUGGUACUCACAACGGGCUUCAAAAAAGUUCUGGAAAUGGCAGGUAUAAUCCCUAUGAAAACAAUAUGUAGUUCCCUCAGCAGCAGUGGCCUCUCUGCACAAGACUCUACUCCUGAAGAAAAACAUGUUGAAGCUUGUUUGCUGCAGAGGAUUUGAUGAUUUGGACAAGCCUAUGAAAUACUGAGAAAAUAUUGUUUGGUCAAAUGAGGCGUCUGUCAUUGCUCACAUGUUUGCAGGAAGUCUGGUUCUGCUUACAGGUGGGAACAUCAUGGUUAGAUCACAUGGUUCUGGCAGACUCCAUAUAAUUAAAGCAAGGACAAAUGGAUAAAUGUACAGAGACAUUCUUGAUAAGAAUAUAAGGAUUAAACAAAUUUGGAGUUCCAAGCAAGUCCUAAAUGUCCAAGGGAACUUAUUUGGUUUUAGUAAAAACAUAAAACUGUUAGUGAGGACCAAUCAGCUGACCUAAAGGACAAUCGGUGGAAAGAAUUGAACUACAGAAUGCAAUUAAAGGACCCCUUUGCAUGGAAAAAUGGGUCAAAAUCCUACCUGAGCAAUGCAUGCGAUCAGUUUCUCUGUCUAUGGGAGACAUCUUGAAGAUGCUACCGAGAAAGGCCUUUUGACAAGCAUUUAAGACAUUUCUAUGUUCUUGAUACUUCCAUGUGGCAUCACAUUUUCGUCACAAGUUGUAUGAGUGGAUUGCCUGGUUUGUUGCCAAGGUCUAAAAUGAAUUUUCUGUCAGUGUCACAAUUAGAAAUUAUUUUUACUUGCCUUUUUAUGCAAACCAGCUUUUGCUUAUUUUAUUAUGUUUACUGUGACAUUGGAAUAGGUAUACUGAUAUUUUGUCCUCUGUCACCUGAUCCCUACCGUAAUCAAACGGCACUGUACCAUAUCGGCACAAUAUGUUAUCUCAUCAGCUUCUACAGAAGGCUGGCUUGAACCUCUGCAAAAUCUAAUUUUAUUUGUUGUAGAGCACUUUUCAUCAGCAAAGUGCAACACAAAGUGCUUUACAGCGGUUAAAAGACAGACAGACUCGAGACACAAAAAAAAACAGACAGCAAAAAUUAUGAUUAUAUUACGAUGAAGAGCUAAAAGAUGAACCUAUCACUUAUGAGGGAUAAGGAAUUGUGGAAGCGCAAUCGUGUAGAUUAGCAAGAAAAUAUUAAAAUGUAUACAAGCAAAAUUAUUGUAGUUUAAAAAUUAAAUGGUAAACUAUUCUGAAAUAACUAUUGUAAAAAAAAAAAAAA